CUAAUCUAAAAUACGUGCAAUAUAGUGUUUUGAAGCGUUUCUAAACUUUCGACCAAAAAAAAAAAAAAAGCGUUUCUAAACAAAGGUUCGACGAUCGCUGUUCUCUGCUCUACGACACGGUGCAUUUGCUCGUUACUAUUGGAUUUGGAUUUCUGUAACUUACGAUUCGCAAACGAAGGAUAGAUAGAAUGCAAUUUCUGUGAGAUUGAAACACGUUUUACAAUCCAAUUCUUUAUUUUGUUCUCAAUCCCAAGACGUGUCCGCUGCCUCCAUGAGAGUAUCUGGGUAAGGACGUUACCUUUUUCCGGCAAGCAUCGCACACCAUCGCCCCAAAAGAGGUAAUUUGUGACGGCUUUGUUGUGUGACAACUCUGUCAUCCUUGUGUGAUUCUUCUAGGCGCCGCUAUUUUGCCCCACCCUCCUCGGCCCUACGUGAUUCAGGUGAUACCUUGUUUGAACCGUUCUUGCACUAAAUGGCUGAAAUACUUGGGUCAUUCCUCUCUUCCUUGUUACCAUCAAAGGUGGAUAGGAUAUCCGUUCAAGACUUUAAAGAUUUCUUUAAGGGCAACGGUAUUGAUGAGGGGCAUCUCCAAGACUUAAGACUGCUUUUAUUAUCCGUCGCUACUGUGCUCAAUGAUGCUGAGGAGAAGCAAUUUAUUGAACCAUGGGUGAAAGAGUGGACUGAUAAAGUUAAGGAUGUUGCAUAUGAUGCCGAUGACUUAAUGGAUGAGCUAGUCACCAAGGAAAUGUAUUCAAGGGAUUUUGCUUCGUCUCUCAAUCCAUUUGCUGAACAACCACAAUCUAGAGUUCUAGAGAUUCUUGAGAGGUUAAGAUCCUUAGUAGAGCUCAAAGACAUUCUCAUUAUUAAGGAAGGUAGUGCAAGUAAAUUACCCUCAUUUACUUCAGAAACAACUUCUUUGGUAGAUGAACGUCGAGUGUACGGUAGAAAUGUUGAUAAGGAGAAAAUUAUCGAGUUUUUGUUAUCCAACAACUCCCAAGAUGUGGAAGUGCCUGUAGUUGCUAUUGUUGGGAUGGCAGGGGUUGGCAAGACCACUCUUGCUCAGAUAUUAUACAAUGAUUCACGAGUUAUGGACCAUUUUCAGUCAAGAUCGUGGGCAUCCGUUUCAGGAAAUUCGAAAAUGCAGGAAAUAACUAAACAAGUUCUAGAUUCAUUCACUUUGUGUCAAUCUGAUGUCGUGGACUUCAAUGGUCUCCAAAUUCGGCUAAAAAAAGAAUUAACAGGGAAAAGGUUUUUACUUGUUUUGGAUGGGUUCGAGAAUGAGAAUUAUCUUGAUUGGGAUAUCCUUCAAAUGCCUUUUGUUUCAGAAAAUAAUGGAAGUAGAAUAAUUGCUACCACACGUAAUAAAAGGGUUGCCACAGCAAUCCGUGCUAAUCUAACUCAUUUCCCCCCGUUCCUAUCUCAAGAGGCUUCAUGGGAGUUAUUCUCAAGUCAUGCAUUCAAGUCUCAAAACUCAAAUGAACGAAGUCGUGUUUUGACGGAAAUUGGUAAAAAAAUCGUUCAAAGGUGUGGUGGUCUCCCCCUAGCCACAAUUACACUAGGGAGUCUCUUAAAUUCAAAAGAGGACAGUGAGGAGUGGGAAAAUGUUUGUACCAGUAAAUUAUGGGAUUUAUCAAGAGGGGGGAACAACAUAUUUUCUGCAUUAAUUUCAAGCUACAUACGCCUGCCUCCAUAUCUCAAGCGGUGCUUUUCAUUUUGUGCCAUCUUUCCGAAAGGCCAUAAAAUAGAAAAAGGGAACUUGAUAUAUUUAUGGAUGGCUGAAGGUCUUUUGCCACGAUCAACAAUGGGAAAGAGAGCAGAAGAUAUAGGAGAAGAAUGUUUUGAGGAGUUGGUGUCGAAGACGUUCUUUCACCACACAUCGGAUGAUUUUUUAAUGCAUAACAUUAUGCAUGAGUUAGCAGAAUGUGUUGCAGGUGAAUUUUGUUACAGGUUGAUGGAUAGUGAUCCAAGCACAAUUGGAGUGAGUAGAGUGCGCCGUAUCUCAUAUUUUCAAGGAACAUACGAUGACUCUGAACAUUUUGAUAUGUACGCUGAUUUCGAGAAGUUGAGGACCUUCAUGCCUUUUAAAUUCUACCCCGUUGUUCCUUCGUUGGGUGGAAUUUCCGCUUCAGUUUCAACUCUAUUAAAAAAACCAAAGCCUCUGCGUGUCUUCUCUUUGUCUGAAUAUCCGAUUACCUUAUUGCCUAGUUCAAUUGGUCAUUUAUUGCAUUUGCGGUAUUUGGAUCUUUCUCGGACUCCAAUUACUUCUCUUCCUGAUUCUAUCUGCAAUCUGUAUAACUUAGAAGCAUUAUUGCUGGUGGGUUGUGCUGAUCUUACUUUGUUACCAACAAAAACAUCCAAGCUUAUCAACCUACGACAAUUGGAUAUUAGUGGCAGUGGUAUAAAAAAGAUGCCUACAAAUCUUGGCAAGUUAAAGUCUCUUCAAUCGUUGCCUCGUUUUGUCGUUAGCAAUGAUGGGGGAUCAAAUGUUGGUGAAUUGGGGGAGAUGUUGGAACUUCGUGGCUCACUUUCCAUUGUGAACUUGGAAAAUGUUCUGCUUAAAGAAGAAGCAUCCAAUGCUGGGUUGAAGCGUAAAAAAUAUCUUCAUGAGGUCGAAUUCAAGUGGACAACUCCAACACACAGUCAAGAGAGCGAAAAUAUUAUAUUUGACAUGCUAGAGCCGCAUCGAAACUUGAAAAGACUUAAAAUAAAUAAUUUUGGUGGUGAGAAGUUUCCAAAUUGGCUAGGGAGCAAUUCAGGUUCUACUAUGAUGUCUCUAUAUCUUGACGAGUGCGGAAAUUGUUUGUCAUUGCCAUCACUUGGACAAUUGUCUAAUCUGAGAGAAAUUUACAUAACUUCUGUUACAAGGUUGCAAAAGGUGGGUCCGGAAUUUUAUGGGAAUGGAUUUGAGGCAUUUAGUUCCUUAAGAAUCAUCAAGUUUAAGGACAUGCUCAAUUGGGAAGAAUGGUCAGUCAAUAAUCAAAGUGGAAGUGAGGGUUUCACUUUGCUUCAAGAGCUUUACAUAGAAAAUUGUCCUAAACUGAUUGGUAAGUUACCCGGCAACCUUCCUUCCUUGGAUAAGUUAGUGAUCACUUCAUGUCAAACUUUAAGUGAUACCAUGCCAUGUGUCCCAAGAUUAAGAGAAUUGAAGAUCAGCGGUUGUGAAGCAUUUGUUUCCUUAUCCGAGCAAAUGAUGAAAUGCAAUGAUUGUCUUCAAACAAUGGCCAUCAGUAACUGCCCAUCUUUGGUCAGCAUCCCUAUGGAUUGCGUCUCAGGGACGCUUAAAUCUCUUAAAGUAUCUGAUUGUCAGAAAUUACAACUAGAAGAGUCUCACUCCUAUCCUGUCCUUGAGAGUUUAAUCUUAAGAAGUUGCGAUUCUCUCGUAUCUUUUCAAUUGGCUUUAUUUCCAAAGCUUGAAGAUCUUUGCAUAGAAGAUUGUAGCAGUCUCCAGACCAUUUUAUCUACUGCAAACAAUCUUCCAUUUCUUCAAAACUUGAACUUGAAAAAUUGCUCAAAACUGGCUCCGUUUUCUGAGGGAGAGUUUUCUACAAUGACAUCACUUAAUUCUCUUCAUCUUGAGAGUCUUCCUACACUCACUUCACUAAAGGGCAUCGGAAUCGAACACUUAACCUCUCUUAAAAAGCUGGAGAUAGAGGAUUGUGGUAACCUUGCCUCUCUACCAAUAGUCGCCUCCCUUUUCCAUCUAACUGUCAAAGGAUGCCCGUUAUUGAAAUCGCAUUUUGAAAGGGUCACCGGAGAAUACUCGGACAUGGUGUCUUCCAUACCCUCUACUAUUAUUGAAGCUUAGAUCGCUCAUUUUAACCAUAUACAUCAGCCGAGAAAAGCAGAGGUAGAGAAGCAAUAGGUAAAAAAAUGCUGAGCGUAUUAACUGCUGGGAAUUGUCCUGUUUCUUUUUGGCCGGAGAAUGCGGCAUCUGAUCACUUCUGUUGUCCGUCUUGCUGUAUUCUGGGACUAAAUUAUUAAGUUCAUACUGCAUAUGAUUUGCAUAAUAAUUGAUAUCUUUGAAUUGCAGAAUUUUGAAAUUGUAAACUUGUCAUGUAUAAAUUUAUCUGGUCAAGUUGAUGCUCAUAAAGUUCUGUGAACGUUGUAGCUUUUUAAUGUCAUAA
Molecule: messenger RNA, 4124 nt
Organism: Medicago truncatula (barrel medic)
Lineage: Eukaryota; Viridiplantae; Streptophyta; Magnoliopsida; Fabales; Fabaceae
Product: putative disease resistance protein At3g14460
Exons: 4
Coding region: 473-3805 (1110 amino acids)
Molecular function (GO): ADP binding; protein binding
Source: RefSeq, a predicted model, not a curated record